GUGACACAAUGCUUAAGGAUAAAAAUAUUGAUGCAUUUUUCAAUCAAGAAGUUUCCGACAAAGAUGGAAAUUACAAAGCUGCAACAUCGACACUUGAAAAGCACCUUUCCAGUGAUCCAAUAGUUCAACUAGACGAACAACCUUGUAUGAACCAUGAGAACAAUAUUAUUCCAAAAGUUGUAUCAAAAAUUGGCAUAAUAGGAGGUGGAAUAAGUGGAAUAGCAGCUGCAAAACAAUUAUCACACCACAAUCCUAUAAUUUUUGAAGCAACUGAUUCCAUUGGUGGAGUAUGGAAACAUUGCACAUACAAUUCAACAAAGCUUCAAUCUCAACGUGGAGAUUAUCAAUUCACUGAUUUUCCAUGGCCUGAUAGAGAUAAUCCUGAUUUUCCUACACACGUGGAAGUGUUGGAAUACAUUCAAUCAUAUGCUAAACACUUUGAUUUGAUGAAGAAUAUCAAGUUUAACUCUAAGGUAGUGGAACUCAAGUUCAUUGGAAAUCAGGAAUGUGAUUCUUCUAAGGUUGGAUUACCUAGUGAUGUUGAUGAUUAUGGAACCUUACUUCCUGGUCACCCUGUGUGGGAAGUUGCUGUUCAGACAAAUGACUCCAAUUCCAUUCAGUGGUACAGCUUCGAGUUUGUGGUGGUUUGCAUAGGGAAAUAUGGGGACGUACCAAAGAUGCCAAUGUUUCCACGCAAAAAAGGCCCUGAAAUAUUCAAUGGCAAGCUCCUUCAUUCACUUGAUUACUGUAAACUUGACCAACAAGCUACUAAUCAACUUCUCAAGAACAAAAAAGUAGUUGUGGUUGGUUACAAAAAAUCUGGUAUCGAUUUAGCCCUGGAGUGUGCAAUGGCGAACCAAGGACCUGAAGGACAGCCAUGCACCAUAUUGGUAAGGACUUUGCAUUGGACAAUUCCACAUUACUGGAUAUGGGGGUUGCCAUUUUUCUUGUUCUACUCAACAAGAUCUUCUCAGUUACUCCAUGAAAGACCAAACCAAGGCCUACUCAGAGCCCUUCUCUGCUUCAUGUUAUCUCCAAUGAGGCACGGCAUUUCAAAGUUCAUUGAGUCCUACCUUCUGUGGAAACUUCCUUUAGAGAAGUACGGACUGAAACCAGAACACCCUUUUUUGGAAGAUUACGCAUCAUGUCAAAUGGCUAUCAUGCCAGAAAAUUUCUUCUCUGAGGUGGAAAAAGGCAAAAUUUGCUUUAAAAAAACAUCAUCAAAGUGGUGGUUCUGGGAUGGAGGAAUUGAAUUCGAAGAUAAAACUAAGGUGGAAGCUGAUGUAGUGAUCUUUGCAACUGGUUUUGAGGGAAAGAAAAAGCUCAAAUCCAUUAUACCAGAGCCCUUUUGUAGCUUUUUGGAGUAUCCUUCUGGUAUAAUGCCUUUAUACAGGGGAACUAUCCAUCCAUUAAUUCCAAACAUGGCUUUUGUUGGAUACGUCGAAAGCGUUUCAAAUCUUCACUCUUCGGAGAUACGGUCGAUGUGGCUUUCUGGGCUUGUAGAUAACAAAUUCAAGCUUCCAAAAGUUGAGAGCAUGCUUUCACAAACUCUUGAGGAGAUGGAAGUAAUGAAAAGGACUACAAGGUUCUAUAAGAGGCACUGCAUUGCAACAUAUAGCAUCAACCAUACCGAUGAAAUAUGUAAAGAUCUUGGAUGGAGUGCAUGGAGGAAGAAGAACUUGAUAUCCGAAGCAUUUGGACCCUAUAGUAGUCAAGACUAUGAGAAAGAAGAUUGAAUACAUAGCCGAUAACCAUUCUAGUAGACACUGCAUAAAUAAUAGUAAAAUUGUUUGAAGAAAGAACUGCAUGUAUGUUUCUGAAAUGAGGUCAUGAAUCUUUCAACGGUUAUACCAAUGUUGCUCAAAUAAAUCACAGAAGUUGUUGAAACUUCUUAUUUCACAUAUCAAACUCAAACACUUAAAAAUAUAUAAUCAAUGUAUCAGUUGGUCACUUUUUCAGUUAAAGUUAACUCGCCAUAUGAAAAAGAUACUGAUGUGCCAAUGUUUGUACAAUUGAAGAUAAUAUUUUUAGGGAGAGACAUUAUAAAUGUUUGCUCUUUAUAGGAUAAGAAAAUAUUAUUUUUAUUACUUUCAUGUGACCAAGGUGUUCAAAAUCAGCUACUUAAUUACAAUGGUUACAAUUCAUAUAGUUACAUACUU
Messenger RNA from Cicer arietinum (chickpea), 2159 nucleotides. RefSeq names its product probable flavin-containing monooxygenase 1. Gene Ontology annotation, molecular function: flavin adenine dinucleotide binding; N,N-dimethylaniline monooxygenase activity; NADP binding. NCBI's taxonomy places the organism in Eukaryota, Viridiplantae, Streptophyta, Magnoliopsida, Fabales, Fabaceae. The record is from RefSeq and is a predicted model, not a curated record.